Messenger RNA from Ictalurus furcatus (blue catfish), 2039 nucleotides. RefSeq names its product nerve growth factor b (beta polypeptide) (gene ngfb). Gene Ontology annotation, biological process: regulation of neuron differentiation; negative regulation of neuron apoptotic process; positive regulation of peptidyl-serine phosphorylation. The coding region runs from base 600 to 1193 and encodes 197 amino acids. Gene Ontology annotation, molecular function: growth factor activity; nerve growth factor receptor binding. Lineage: Eukaryota; Metazoa; Chordata; Actinopteri; Siluriformes; Ictaluridae. The record is from RefSeq and is a predicted model, not a curated record. The transcript has 4 exons.
ACCCUCGUUAGAAUUCCUAUGCAUUUUGCGUGAGACAGAGUUGGAUAAUGAGAACAAUAACAAUUUGUCAGGCACUAGGACCUGGGGCAUGUCCUUCCCAGAGGAGGCACUCAGACAGAGACUCCUUACUCUAACUUUCACAGCAAUCUGUUUCUCAGCCUCUACAUAUCUGAGUGGCACUAGAUGACAGAAGGAUUUGGUUUUCCUGAUCUGGAAUUUGGGAUUAAGUGACAGAAUAAAGUUUGGAAUUUGCGAACUUCAGAACACUGGAAUGUCAACAGCUUUCAUACAACACUUUGGAAACUGUCAGAAGGGGACUGACAAGAACUACUGAAUACUGGAAGAAAGAAAUUUGAGAGUUAUUACAACAACAGCCUUGAGAGGAUUUGCUGUGCUGACCCCAUGGGUUCACCCUACAGAGCUGGGGAUUACUCAGAGGAUAACAAGAAAAACUGGAGAAAAGAAUUAAGCAGAGAGCUUGUAGGAGCUAAUGACUUGACACUGGCCGCUCAGACCAUGAUGAAUCUCCAGUAUUCCCCCUGAGGUCAGACAGGGAAGACGAGUUCACCUGGACACGUCUCACAGGUCCUGGUGUGCCCAUGCGGUGGUCCUUGUUAGCUCUGCUGCUCCUGUUCUGCAGCCACAAUUUGGCACUGCGAGCGGGCGAUAUCUGCCCACAGGACAGCAACCAUGAGCAGACAGCUGACCCUACGCCCACAGUGGACCCCAAACUCUUCAACAAGAGGCGCUACCGGUCACCUCGUGUGUUUUUCAGCGAACAGCCCCCUGACUCAGAGCCGGAAGAACACCAGGGAUCAAAGAACAGGACGAAGAGGCGGGCAGGACAGCCACAGAAUCGUGGUGUGUACUCAGUGUGUGAGAGCAUCAGCUUCUGGGUGGGCAAUAAAACAAAAGCAACAGACAUCUCAGGCAACGAGGUAACCGUGCUGCCUGAUGUCAACAUCAAUGACGUCAAGAAAAAGCAGUACUUCUUUGAAACAGUGUGCAGCGGGGCCAGAACUGGGGGCUCUGGCUGUCUGGGAAUUGAUGUGCGCCACUGGAACUCAUACUGCACCAACUCCCACACAUUUGUGAGAGCAUUGACUUCUUUCAAGAACCUGGUGGCUUGGAGACUUAUUAGGAUCAACGUAGCCUGUGUGUGUGUGCUCAGCCGCAAGUCGUGGAGACAAUGACAGUCUGUCAUAUAAAGUUUGACUUGUAUGUUGGUCAUUAUAUGCCUGAUAUUCCAACCCAAUAACAAUAAAAUUAAAAAAAACAUAGAAUGAAAUCAUCAACAAAAAUUUUAUGAACAAGGCAUUCAUUUGAUAUGCCUUAUUACUAUCAAUCAUGCUAUGGCCUUAUGAGAGUCUAUAUCAAGCCAUAUGGUGAAAUCUGUAGCAGAACAUUAGUAUCCUAUUAUUUUUCAAGAUGGACAUGCUUAGUUUUCUUUGCUGACUACAGAGAUUACAGAGAAUGAAAAUGCUUGUUUAUGAUGACUGCAUAUGUUAUGCAUAUUUUGUUAUUGUUAUUGCUAUUGUUAUUUAUUAAAUCUGGAGCAAUAAUAUUUUUCAGUGUAUUGCGGACUUAGAAAUGAGAUUUAUUAAAUGUGAGACUGAGUUACAGUUCUAUGCUUAUUGGAUGAAAAAUAUUAUUAUGUUAUAAUACUAUAGCACAGGUGCAGUUAAGGAUUAUUUUCAAAUAUUUUCCUCAUUUAUUGGCUGAGUUUAAAAAAGAAAAAGAAAAAAGCCUCUGACCUGUGGACCUAUCCAUGGCACCAUGUGUGGGGCACAUUUCAAAAAAUGUCUGGUGUGUGCUUUAUGCUGCCUCAAAAUAUGACGAACACAUGUUAAGCGACUCUCCAGGAGAGAAAAUUAAACUUAGUUUGAGGGAAUCAGUAUGGUCAGAUCUGCCUUGCACCCUGCUCCAGAUGGUAUAUUCAAGCAUGAGGGAAGAACACAUGGAGAUUUAUUGAAAUUUUAAAAAUGUUCCAUGGCUCAGUAGAGCUAACAAAGAGGCUCAGGAACGAGCUGACCUGCCAA